AUUUAUUUCUGUUGGUACUUCUCUAAAAAAGCUGUUUGCUCAGUUCAUAGGUUGGUGACCUUCAUCUUUGUCUAUGAAGAUCUGAUAUCCUUGGCGUGCAGCGCCGUUAUCAUCUGGUACUUUGCAGGCAGCUUUGAGAAGAACGUGGGCACAGUGAAGCAUUGCUUCCUCACUGUUGCUUUUGCCAUUUCUUCUGCCCUGCUGUUUCUCAGCCUUGAGGCCGUCUUUUCUCAGCUUUCAGGGGUUGAAGAUGCCAAAGGAUUUAUUCCAGUUGCUUUUGCCAUGUUUGGUGUUUCUACAACUCGGUCACGGAUGAGAAGAGCGCUUCUCUUUGGGUUUAAUGUGCCCAUUGUGCUGGUGCCGUGGAUUAUGCUCUGUAUGACCUGGUUUAUUCCUCACUCCUCUCUUCUGGGUAACACAUGUGGCCUUUUAGUUGGGGUAGCCUAUGGUUUUGGCUACUGCUUCUGCUUGGAUCUCCCAGAGUCGGCUGUAACCAGGCUAGAUCAGAAGUUUCCUUUCUGCCUGCUGAAGAGAAUACCAGGACUGAAAUACAUUCCAGGAUCUUUGGCAGAGAGAAGAGCUUCCCAAAGCAAAAAGAUUAAUCCAGUGCCGGGCUCAUACCCCACUCAGAGCUACUACUGCCCUUCACCUCCAGCACUUCCUACUAUGCAGAUACAGCACCCUAAUGCCCAGAGCCUGGAAUCCUGGCAUAGCUACACACCAGGUUACAUCCACGCUCCUGCCCCAUACCAAACCAGCACUGCCUUUGGAGAAUUUUACAUACAGAACCACUUUGGUGCCUCAUCUGGACAUGGCUGCCUACCACCUGAUUCUGCUUCCCUCCAACAUAAAGGGCUGCCUUACUCUCAGAUGUCUGUAGGGCUGGAGAACUUGGAAGCAAAGCUUCAGCAAGCACCAGGGUUGCCAGCAGGAGCAGCUACUUCACUGGAGCUGUCAGAAAUCCAAAUAUCCUGAUGGUCCACUGAGACAAGGGUGGAAAAUAGCCUGCAGCAUAGCACUACUAAGACAUGAGACUGCUUCUAAGAACUUUUAUUUUAACUGGAUUGACUGUGGUCAAAGCAACUAAUCAGUGGUGCCCCCUGACUUGCUGGUCUCAGUGGAGCCCACUUAUGGGCUUUUAACCCUCAUCAAGUUUUCUUUUAUUUAUAUUCCUUUUUUCUUUUUGAUAUUUGUUGGGAGCUGUAUUUGUUGCAUCUGUGUAUCUCAUAUGGUCAGCUCCCUUGCUACUGGUUAUAAAUCUCCCCUAUCUAGGCUAGGAGUGGGUCCUGGUUACAGUAUACCUGUCCCUUGACUUAGUUCAGCUAUAGGAAAGAGUUGUCUGUCAAAACACUGGAUUUUAAUUGGAUUACAAGGACUAGCACAGGUCCAGUUUUGGUUGCAUCCCUCCACUCUGUCAGAAUGUUAUGAGGGGCCUCAUCUUGGUUUCAGGUUUAGCACAGACAGGGCCCAACUGAUCCAAGAUUACUCUUGGGUUGGGGAUAACCUGCCUGUUCUGUAAUAGGCCCUGACUUAACUGCAAUGUUAAAUGAAUGGAGAAAGAUGGAUCUGUGCAUAAGGUUUAUUUUCCAAUACGGAUGUGCCUAAGAACAAGCUUAGUGUGAAGUGAGGUGAAGUAUUUAGGGUGAAGUAGAUGGCUGGCUGCAUUCCCUGUUACCCCAAGGGACUCAGCAGCAAUGUGCUGCUGAGUCCCUUAUUGGCACUGGCCAUGCAGACUGCAUUCCCUUCACAGACAUGUUGCCUUGCCUUGACCUCCACAAUAGACACCUGCAGUAACGUGGCAUGUGGCCCACAGUGCCAGCUGUGCCUUCAAGACCUCUAAAGGGGCUAGAGAAUGUUGUUGAAGGGAUUUGUGACUCCUCUGGAGACUUAAGCUACUACAUACAAA
Molecule: messenger RNA, 1906 nt
Organism: Gavialis gangeticus (Gharial)
Lineage: Eukaryota; Metazoa; Chordata; Crocodylia; Gavialidae
Gene: RHBDD2
Product: rhomboid domain containing 2
Exons: 4
Cellular component (GO): membrane
Molecular function (GO): serine-type endopeptidase activity
Source: RefSeq, a predicted model, not a curated record